Cooperia oncophora is the source of this 229-nucleotide messenger RNA. NCBI's taxonomy places the organism in Eukaryota, Metazoa, Nematoda, Chromadorea, Rhabditida, Trichostrongylidae. The record is from the annotation of a GenBank genome assembly.
CAAAUUUAGUCUGCGACCUGGUCUUGUAGAACAUAAGGUGGACGUCAUUCCAGCUAACCAGUUUAUCCUGUCAGUACGUCGUGACAAUCGCUGCAUAUAUCAGAAAGUGCUGACUGCGGCUGAUGUGGUUCUAUCAGGUCAACAGCUCAGCGCCUGGGACUUUUCGUUCCCGAAAAAGGAUGUCUAUUACAGGUCAGUCGUAGGAAUGAGAGUUACUGGUUUCAGAUAG